This is a messenger RNA of Medicago truncatula (barrel medic), 4924 nucleotides long. RefSeq names its product SAC3 family protein B. The record is from RefSeq and is a predicted model, not a curated record. Gene Ontology annotation, cellular component: cytoplasm; nucleus; transcription export complex 2. NCBI's taxonomy places the organism in Eukaryota, Viridiplantae, Streptophyta, Magnoliopsida, Fabales, Fabaceae. Gene Ontology annotation, biological process: mRNA export from nucleus. The transcript has 15 exons. Bases 149 to 4801 code for a protein of 1550 amino acids.
AGGUACUAGUAUAGUAUACUGGAUCUCUAAUAUUUUCCUAGCUUUGGUUUUUGAAUAGGGUUUUCUUCUCUCUUUGCGACGAUUCAUAGCCAUUACCGCAACUCUAAAUUAAUUAAUGCGAAUGCGACUAUAGAAGAAGAAGAAGGAGAUGCCGAAUUAUACCGGGUUUGAUCAGCGUUCUGGACCCGCCGGUGGACCUCCCAAUACUCGUCCCUUUUUUGGUUUUUCUCGUCCCCCUCCUCCUUCAACACACAGCUCCAUUGAACCUCCUGGUUGGAAUGAUGCUCAGAAUCUGUUCCAUAAAGGUUUGGGUCCCCAACCUUCUCAAAGGCGCACUUCAGCCACAACACUUGUUGCUUCGCGUGGUUCUGCAACUGGUGUUACAGCCAAAGUCUAUAGAUCUCCACACCUCGAAAGAAACCGUUCUCCUCCUAUAUCAUACGCGGAUAUUGAUGAUUCCAUGACCGGUGUUACAGCCAGAGUCUAUACAUCUCCACGCGAAAGAACCCGUUCUCCUAUAUCAUAUGCAGAUAUUGAUGAUUUGAGGGACCCAAGUCAAACUGUUCUAAAAAAUAACCCCCCAAAUUUGCUUACGGAGGAGCACGGUCACUUGCUUCCUCUAAAAUCACAAUCACCUCCUUUGGUGCCCUUGAAUCAUCAAUCAUCUGUUCAGAAUUUUCAAGGUCCUUCUAUUCCUAUUCAGCAGCCCACUUUAGCUCCCAGCACAUUGGAUGGACAGGCCCGCCUAUCUGUCAAUUCUAAUUUUUCGAUCCAUCCAAUCCAGUCCCCAGUCUCUCCAUAUAUUGAUUCUCAGAACCAUCGGCCUAGUUUUACAAAAGAAUUUAACAAUCAAGGUUCAAAGAGAACUAGGUCACCUCCUUCAUCAUUUACCAGCAUACACGAGAAUUUCAAUGAUGCUCAGAAGGACUUUAGAAGGCCUUCUAUAUCUGCUAGAUUGGGAAGCACAUCAAAUGUUCUAAAGACCAGCCCUCAAUCUCAACUUCACCAAAUACCUUCGCCGGUUAGUGUUUCCGAAGAUGCUGGAAGCAGGCCCAUCAUCUCCACUGCUCCGAAAAGGACAAGGUCACCUCUUCCAUCAUUUUCAGCCAGUGAAACCUUUAAAGGAAACUCUGCUUCCUUGGAAGACAACUCUGAACAUGAAAUGUUAGCUAAGGCAAAACGUUUAGAACGCUUCAAGGAUGAGUUAAGCAAAUCCAAACCUAAUAAUGAUGAUGUUGCAGACCAUACAGCGUCUGUGUCAGAGAAGAAAUAUACGGAAGGGAAUUUAAUGGAUUCAGCUUCCGACUUUACAAAUGGCCAUGGUGUUUCUGAUAAUGAAGACCGGGAAACAUCCAAUGUUAUUAUUGGCUUAUGUCCAGAUAUGUGUCCUGAGUCAGAGAGGGGAGAGCGUGAAAGGAAAGGGGAUCUUGAUCAAUAUGAACGUGUGGGUGGGGACAGAAAUGUAACCAGCAAACGUCUUGCAGUUAAGAAGUAUACUAGGACAGCAGAGAGGGAAGCCAGCUUGAUCCGGCCCAUGCCCAUCCUGAAGAAGACAAUCGGUUAUCUGCUAACUUUGCUGGAUCAGCCUUAUGAUGAGAGGUUUCUUGGCAUAUACAACUUCUUGUGGGACAGGAUGAGAGCAAUUCGGAUGGACCUGAGAAUGCAGCACAUUUUCAAUCAAGGAGCUAUUACUAUGCUGGAACAGAUGAUAAAAUUACACAUCAUUGCAAUGCAUGAAUUAUGUGAAUAUAAGAAAGGAGAGGGAUUUACCGAGGGCUUUGACGCUCACCUCAAUAUUGAACAGAUGAACAAAGCUUCGGUUGAAUUGUUCCAGUUGUAUGAUGAUCACAGAAAGAAAGGAGUGGAUAUUCCCACAGAAAAAGAGUUUCGAGGCUAUUAUGCUCUUCUUAAAUUGGAUAAGCACCCUGGUUAUAAUGUUGAACCUGUAGAGCUCUCCCUUGAUCUUGCUAAGAUGGCUCCAGAGAUAAGGCAGACACCAGAAGUUCUGUUCGCCCGCAAUGUUGCAAGAGCUUGCAGAGUGGGUAAUUUUAUUGCUUUCUUUCGGCUUGCAAGAAAAGCAACUUAUCUUCAAGCAUGUCUAAUGCAUGCUCACUUUGCAAAGUUGCGUACCCAAGCCCUUGCUUCUCUACAUUGUGGUCUGCAGUAUAACCAAGGUCUUCCUGUUGGUCAUGUUGCUAAUUGGCUUGCUAUGGAGGAUGAGGACAUAGAGGGUCUUUUGGAGUAUCAUGGGUUCUUGAUAAAAGCAUUUGGAGAACCAUACAUGGUUAAGGAAGGCCUGUUUCUCAAUGCUGAUACUGCAUAUCCCAGAAAGUGUUCCAAACUCGUGCACAUGAAAAGGUCUGGGAAGAUCGUUGAGGAUCUUUCACCCUCAAUUCAUGCCGAAUCACUACCUCGUGAGACUGUGAAAAUGAUUCAGACGACGAAAGCAUACAAGCAUGAGCCCCAGACAGUUUCAGCUGCUGAAAACGAUAGUUCUGUCCAAAAGCUUCAUGAGGAAAUCCCAGACUCUAAAGCCAUUUACUCUGCGAUGAAUGGUAAAUCAGCAAAGGCAUUUAAGAAAAUGCAAGAUGUUCAGGAUGGUGUGAAAGAUUAUGAUAUGGCUAGUCCUCAUUCAUCACCAUUGAGCUUCCCUUUUGCUAAGAUUAUGCCUGAACCGCAACAUACAAUAAUUGGCAGCUUGAAGAGUACCAAUUCUUAUAUCAAUGUUGGAGCCUCACCAAAGAGAAACUCACACUCUAAUGUCGAUAUCAGGCCAUCGGAGAUUAUACCAAAAACUGUUCCACCAGAAAUUUCAUUAGCUAAUAAUUUUUCUUUGCCACCUCCUGCGGCCCAGAGUGUAUCCAAGGACGAGUCUCUGUUUAUUCACGAAGAACACGAAGAUAAUAUUCAUGAAGUUAGAGAAAGUUGUCACGAUGAAGAAGUUGCCGAGGCCAAGCUGAAGUUGUUCUUAAGGUUAUGGAGGAGACGAGUAUCAAAAUUAAGGAUGUUACGGUUAGAGAGGCAAUUGGCAUCAAAUGCUGCAUUGGACUCCUUAACAUUGGGCCCCCCUGUUCGAUAUUGUACAGAAAAACCUGGUAACUUUGACAAGUUUGACAUUGAUAUAAUGAUGAGGGAGAGAUAUGAAAAACAGGAAAACUCAUGGUCAAGACUUAAUGUUUCUGAUGUAGUUGGAGAUACACUAGCCAGAAGAAAUCCAGAUGCUAAAUGCUUGUGUUGGAAAAUUAUUUUAUGCUCUCAGAAGAGCAGUGCAUAUGAAAUGGGAAAAGCAGGUUUGUGGUUAACCUCAAAGUUCACGCCUUCAAGCGAUGAUGAUGAUGUGGCAAUUUCAUCUUCUGGCUUGGUAAUAUGGAGGAAAUGGAUUCCUAGUCCUACGGACAUUGAUCCUACCUGCUGCCUCUCUGUAAUUAGAGAUACAUCAGUUGGUAGUCAAGAUGAGGUAGUAUCAGGGGCAAGUGGAAUUUUGUUUCUAGUGUCUGAGAGCAUCUCAUGGAAACAUCAGAGAGUUCAUCUCCAUAAUCUUUUGAUGUCAAUUCCCUCUGGUGCUUGCUUACCUCUACUGAUCCUAUGUGACUCAUACGGUUCCUCUUCUGAUAUAAUCAAUGAACUGGGCCUUCAAGACAUUGAUAAAUUGCCGGUUAGUAGCUUUCUUCUUGUUUUCCUCAGGGAAAACCAGCAGAUGAAGCCCCUGGAUGGAUUUUUCAGCGAUAGACAGUUAAGAGAAGGACUGCAGUGGCUGGCAGGUGAAUCACCCUCACAGCCCAACAUUCACUGCGUGAAAAUCCGAGAACUUGUUCACACACACAUUAGUUCCUUCUCAGGGGUGCAGGACAUCAUUAGUAACUCCAAGUUGAGCCCUAAUGAUUGCAUCUCUCUGUUCAAUAGAGCCUUGGAUUGUUCAAUACAGGAAAUUGUUGAUGCUGCCAAUUCAAAUCCUGAUGGUUGGCCAUGUCCAGAGAUUGGUUUACUCGACAAGUCUUUUGAUGAAGAUAGUAGAAUGGUAAAAAGGUACUUGCCAACUUUGGGAUGGAGCUCAAAUUUGAAGACUCAACCAAUCAUCUAUGCUUUACAAAACUGUAAGCUCCCUGCUUUUAACGACGAUUUGUCCUGGUUGGCCAGAGGUUCGAAAUUUGGGCAGGAGAUGGAGAACCAGAAGAAACAGCUUGUGAAUUGCUUGUACCAGUACCUGACUCAUACUAGUAAUAUGAUGGAUAUUUCAUUGGCAAAACAGGAGGUGCACAUAAUAACACAGAAAUGGGCUAGGCUUGAGUUGUGCGGCUCCAGCUACCAUGUAAUUCCACAUUGGGGUAUGAUUUUUCGUCGAAUUUUUAAUUGGCGAUUAAUGGGUUUAUCUGAUAAGGAAGUUUCCACAGCUUACAUCUUUGAAUGUCGUCAUCAUGACGUUGCUCUUCAAAAUGUGGGCUUUGAAGCAUGUUUAUCCUCAUCCUAUCAUCCGGAUACAUCUCUAGAUGAAAUGAUCGUUGUUUGCUGCAACUCUCCUCUUCCUGCUAUUGAUAUGCAGCCAAGGCCCAAAGCACUUCAACAUCUUCAACAAAUGGAUUUUGAUUACGAGACUACUAACUCGAGGGAUCCUGAAAGAAAUCUUGGACUUGAUGAAUUGCCUAACAUUAACACAGCUAGCACAUAUGGUAUAAACAAUGGCAAUAGUGAAGCUUUAGUGAGUAGGAAACCAUCCAAAGAAGCUGAGAAAUUAAGCAAACUAUUGGAGCAAGUUAACUUGAUGCAGGAUGGUAUUGGCAAGAAGCUGUCUGUAUACUUCUGAUUGUGUUGUUGUAUGUAUCUAAAACUAAACUUUAGUAACUGAAGCAUUAGAAAAGCAAUAUUGAUGCAAUGCUGGUUUACGUGAAAUUUUGCAUGAUUAUUAAUGGCAGUUUUUUAAAAGCAA